AAACGAAACAACACGAUUACGAACGUCAACGAAUAGCAGCGGUGAAUUUGUCAGUGGAAGAAGACCAUCGCGACGUUACGAAAGCAAUUUUGUGGCUCUAUCAAGACUUUAGAUAAAUUAGCACUGUGCGCUAGCUUAAAUUUCUGGUUGAUCCACGUAGCAUCAUCAAAUUAAUAUAUACAAAAUGUUCGUGUCAACAGUCUCCCGUAUUGCCCCCGUCGCCAGGACCGCUCUCCUUAACGGUUCAAAGCAAUACUUGCGACCAUUGAGCAGCGCUGUGAUUAGCCAGAGCCAAUCCUUGGCAGCUCAGAACACAACGCCCGUUGCUUUACUGCCACAAAUUAGGUCAUUCCAGACCUCUCCAGUCACUCGUGACAUCGAUUCUGCUGCCAAAUUCAUUGGUGCUGGUGCUGCAACAGUCGGUGUUGCCGGUUCUGGUGCUGGUAUCGGAACAGUGUUCGGUUCCCUCAUCAUUGGUUAUGCCAGAAAUCCAUCGUUGAAACAACAGUUGUUCUCAUAUGCUAUCUUAGGUUUCGCCUUGUCUGAAGCUAUGGGUCUUUUCUGUCUUAUGAUGGCCUUCUUGCUGCUCUUCGCUUUCUAAAGUGUAUGUCAUUGAAAGUUUAUAAACAACAGUAAUAGCAUUAACAUCAGCUACACCAUUUAUUGUUUUUAAAAAACAUCCAAGAAUAAAAACACGUUUAUUUAAGUUUAAAACGAAAAUAAAAAUACUAUGAUAAAAAAUUAGAAAUGUGCAGAAUACGUUAAAUCCAAGCGAAAAACCACCCUAACCGAAGAGAAGAAAUAGCAGCAAGUAUAUUGCGAACGAAAUGAAAAAAGUUAAGCGCCGAAUCGAAAACAGUCGGUCAACAGAUCGAAACACCAGCUAGGGAAUUCGUUAUUGACCCCAAAUCAUUUUAGCGAUAUGGAACAUUUCAAUUAAAAUCACAUACAAAUAUCUAAGUCUACAGCCAUUAGAAGUAUAAAUUGAGUGAAUCCUGAAGCAAGAAGUUGCUAUUAGUGGUUUACCAUACUAUAGAUUUAGUUUCAAUGCCAUGAUAUAGGGUCGUGUUUGCCCUGUUAGCGCUCUCGUUAAAAA
Bactrocera neohumeralis is the source of this 1096-nucleotide messenger RNA. It is a transcript of the gene ATPsynC, whose product is annotated as ATP synthase lipid-binding protein, mitochondrial. Gene Ontology annotation, molecular function: proton transmembrane transporter activity. The coding region runs from base 185 to 601 and encodes 138 amino acids. Gene Ontology annotation, biological process: proton transmembrane transport; proton motive force-driven ATP synthesis. The transcript is spliced from 4 exons. Lineage: Eukaryota; Metazoa; Arthropoda; Insecta; Diptera; Tephritidae. The record is from RefSeq and is a predicted model, not a curated record.